UUUCUCUUUCUCUUUUCCUCAUCUCUUUUCUUUCUCUUUCUUCAUCUCAUGAGCACACCAUUAAAGAAGACACCAAAGAAACAAGAGACAGUCAAGGAACAAAUUGUCUUUAAGGGACAAGAUAAAGUCGUGCAUGAUUUAGUCUAUGCGCCUUCCAAAGAAAUUGAUGCUAUCACAGCAAAUUUGAUUAUUCGAGAUACAGAAUAUAUUAUAGAAUACUUGAGACAGAGAAUCAAUCUAGAGCAACGUUAUCUGGAUGAUCUCUCAGCCAUGACAAGCAAUAUUCAAGCAUGUUGUAUGCCAAGUGAACAUAAUUUGAUUCAGACAAACUUUAUGAAUUUUGUGGGUUUAGCAGACCAACAAAGACCAGUCAAAGAACAUUAUAUUGAUACAUUAAAACAACAAUGCGACACACUCAUUCAGUUUAGAAAUGAACAACAAAAAGCGUAUGAUAAAAACAGAGCAUGGAUGCAUCAAUCCAAUGCGGAGUACAUCAUGGCAAGACUAAGAAAGUUACCCAAUAUGCACGAAGUCUAUGUUCAAAAAUGGGAUGACAUUGAGCGAUCGACCGGUACUGCUGUUGCUUCACCUAUGAUGACACCAUCACCCGCACUUAUACCCCUUAGUAAACAACUGUCAAUCAAAGACGAGGAAUUCGACUUGAGAGCGAUGAGCAUGGAUGAUGAUCGUACCAGAAUGGCUCGACUGAAUGAUCCACAUCAAAGUAGUCGUAUUGAACGAUUCAUGAAGAAACACCUCAAUAAACCAGAAGAUCCAACAAGGCAGAAUAUUCGGCUUGCUAAACUAAAAGUGGAAGUGAGUGAAGCAGAUGCAAAUUAUCGUAAUGUGGUACGUGAGAUUAGUACAUUGGCUAUCAAAAUUGAUGUCACCAAUCAUCAUAUUUUGAAUAACGUACAAGCUGCACUCAAAGAAAAGUCUGAGAAAGUGAAAAAGAUGCUGCAGUUAGCAUUGGAUGCAGACUUGGCUCAGUUACAACAGCGACAAUCACCUAUCACUCAGUUACUUGGUCAAGUUGAACAGAUUGAUAUCGAGAAAGAAUCUAAAUUAUUCAACAAUCACUCUACAAAGGCCCUUAAACGAUUCCCAAAGCCUUCGCCUAUCUACUAUUACAAUCAUCAUGUGGGUGUUUGUAAAGAUUUGAUCUUUGGUACUUCCUUAACAGAAUAUGCUCAACAAAGAGGAAGAUCACCGCCUUUGUUGAUUACGAAAUGCAUUGAAGCCAUUGAACGAUUAGGUGGUAUUGAAAAAGAAGGUAUUUAUCGAGUGUCUGGUAAACAGAGCAAUAUGGAAAAGAUCAAACAUGCAUUUGAAAUGGAUGAAGAAGCAGUGGUUAUUGGUCAAUAUGAUGUGCCUGAAGAUGUGUUUAGUAUUGCUUCUGUCAUCAAAAUCUUCUUGAGAGAACUCAAAUCACCCUUGUUUCCCUUUAAACUGACAGAUCGAUUAGUCUAUUCACAAAUCCCUGAUCAAGAAUUACGCUUAAUGAAUCUCUUGACUCGACUCCUUAAACUAGAACCAGCGAAUUACGAUACCCUCAAAGUCUUGAUUCAUCAUUUAUCAAAACUUCAGGCAUGUGUGGAAAAGAACAAGAUGACAACCAACAACUUGACCUUGAUUUUCACGCCAGCCAUUUUCCAAGACCUGAAUCAUGCCCAAUCCCCUGGUGAAUGGGCCAAAGAUUGUGUUCUGGAGGACUUGAUUCAUAACGCACAAGCUAUUUUUGCCAAUAAGGAUCUACAUAACAAUUCUGCUAUUACAGGCCAUAUUGAAUAUGGUUUCCAUCAUGCUAUUGAGGACACAAACCGAUAUGCCAUGACAGUUCAGUCACCUGAUAGUCCCACAAUUCCUUCUGAUGAAGAAGGCGGUUAUGCCUUUGUGGUAGAAGACUACGAGAGUGAAGAAAACACGACUACUAUGAACUACCUUAGUGCAGAACAAUUACCUUUACGCCACUCCUCAAGACCUACUUCACCUGCUGAGUCUGUUUCGACACAGGUUGAAAGAAAGAGAUAUCAAGCCCAUUUUCAAGGAAAAGGUCUGACGGUCGAUACUGGAUCCAUCACAACAUCCGUGAGUACAUCCAGAAUCAAGACAGAACCAGAACAUCGUCCAAUACCUACCGCUGUCAAAAGUGCCACUGUGCCCUCCUAUGAUUGGUUAAAGCAUGCGCCUGGUAAUCAAGUACCUGCUGUGCCUAAAUUACGUCGAUCGGCCACAGCAGACAGAAAAGCAGUCUCAAGACGUAAAAUGUCUACACCCGAUGGAGCACCCAUCAUGAUGAAAAGCAAAAGUAACACAACCCAUACAACCAACAUUUAGACACACCCUUUUGAUACCUUGUA
Messenger RNA from Gilbertella persicaria, 2360 nucleotides. RefSeq lists its product as uncharacterized. Gene Ontology annotation, cellular component: cytoplasm. Bases 49 to 2337 code for a protein of 762 amino acids. Lineage: Eukaryota; Fungi; Mucoromycota; Mucoromycetes; Mucorales; Choanephoraceae. The record is from RefSeq and is a predicted model, not a curated record. The transcript is spliced from 9 exons. Gene Ontology annotation, biological process: signal transduction; regulation of GTPase activity.